AUGGCGCUGAAGCGGUCACGAUCUAGGUCAAGUGAGCCACCUGCACCGCCGGCGAAGCGCCAGCUCCCGUGGCCGACGGGGAGAUCGCCUUCCGUGCCCAAGGUUGGCCUUAUCGGCGUUAUCGCUGCCAGGCGGUCCGGUAGGCUGCGCGGCCAGGCGGCCUCACGGUGGUCUUCGGUGGUCCCGCGGCCCGGGACACCACCGCCGUCUCAGCCGACCUUGUUCCGGUCGAGUACGUCGCCGGAGCCGGCCGACGAACCCCCAUCGCCUACGGAGCGCGUCCACGACGACGGUGGCCGCAAGAGGAAGAAGGCGCUUUAUCUAGUCAUGCAGGAGCACGGCCAAGGCCACGGCCACGGCGUUGUCUCCGCGUACGCCGUGCACCGCGUCGACUUGGCGCGCUCCCAGCACGGCAUCUCGGUCUCCAGCGAAGAAUUCGAAGAACCGCCCGUUUUGCGCUUCAAGGCGGCUCCGGGCAUGGCUUUUCUCAAGGCCAGAUCGACGGUCGUGGGCGUCACUGACAGGAACGCCGGCGUCGUCGAAGCCGAGAGCGUCAUCAUCGACGCGAGCACGUGGGAAGUGUCCACCGGCCCUCCGCCACCGUCGACCGAGUACGGCCUCGUCGAGGUCUCCGGCAAGAUCUACGCCGCUGACAUGCUCACCGAGGAUCCGCGGUGCGUCGUCCUUCGCUCGGCGGCGGCGGCGGCGAGAGACGCGCGCGUCGGGUGGACAUCCCUGCCGCGGCCUCCGUUCCGCGACCGCAUCCUGACGCUCGCCGCGUACCCGCUGCGCCGCGGCCUCCUAGCCUCGACGGAGAAAGGCGAGACGUUCCUCCUCGACGGCCGCCGCCGGGGCGGAGCGGCGUGGAUCGCGCUGCCCGGGUCGGCGCGGCUGCCGUGGGAAGAGCGCGCCGUGUACGCCAAGGACCACGACCUGUGGUUCGAGGUGUCGCCGAACGACGGGCGUCUGCGCGCGCACGAACUCGACGUCGUCCUGGGCUCUGUCGUUGCUCCCAGACUGGAGCAGAAGACGCACCGGGUGUCGGACCCCAUACCGGUGAUCACGCCGCGCGCGCGCGGCGGGGCGACGCGGAGCGCCAAGCUAGUCUACCUCGGGAGAAGCAUGUUCUGCGUCGUGCAAGCCGACGGCAUAGGAGCUGACGGCUGUCCUGUCACCGUGACGGUGUUCAGGGUGAUCGACUCCGAGAUGCCGGUGACACUGGUGGAGAGGAGGCGUCGUCGUCGGCGCCGGGAACGCGGGAUGAACGCGAGAUGGGUGGCCGCCGCGCUGGAGCGCGCGUGCGCGGACAAGGCGUCCGGAUCUGGUCGGAGGAGGAAGCUGUGCAGGGUGAACCUGUGGAGUCGCACGUACAUUGCGCGCGGAGGCACCGAUCGCUGUCCAUCUCUUCCUGGGGUGCUUUGGAUGUGA
Messenger RNA from Miscanthus lutarioriparius, 1428 nucleotides. The record is from the annotation of a GenBank genome assembly. NCBI's taxonomy places the organism in Eukaryota, Viridiplantae, Streptophyta, Magnoliopsida, Poales, Poaceae.